UAAACAAUGUCUGGUCACUUACUCGCCAGUCCCAUUGCUUAUACAGUUUCAUGCCAUACCACCCUCAGUGUAUUUCACUCACUGGUUAGGCCUAUAAUAUCUAGAUUUUUUUUGGGUUACUCUCAAAAAGACUGCUGUGGACUAGCUUCUUGCAUCAAGAUUUCAAGUCCCUUUUGAGCUUACUUGACCACUCUGCUGAAGAAUGGAGUACUGUAGAUUUUACUACUGUGCUUCACUUAUCCUUUCCAUUUCAGGUUUGGUAUUUCCUGUAAUGGUGGGUUCUAUUGGGAUCAAUUAUGGUCAGAUUGCUAACAAUCUUCCAGCACCAGACAAUGUAGUCCCUUUAGUGAAAUCAAUUGGGGCAACAAAAGUGAAACUUUAUGAUGCAGAUCCAAGAGUGCUUAAAGCAUUUGCUAAUACAGGAGUGGAAUUCAUAGUUGGUCUUGGAAAUGAGUACUUGUCAAAGAUGAGAGAUCCAGAAAAGGCACAGGCUUGGGUUAAAACAAAUGUUCAAGCUUAUUUACCAGCAACAAAAAUCACUUGCAUCACAAUUGGCAAUGAAGUCUUAACCUUUAAUGACACAGGUCUUACAGACAACCUCAUUCCUGCAAUGCAGAACAUUCACACAGCUUUAGUAAAUUUGGGACUUGAUAAGCAGGUCUCAGUUACUACAGCUCAUUCUUUGGCAAUUCUUGAAGUGUCUUAUCCACCUUCAGCUGGAUCUUUUCGAAAAGAUCUUGUGGGGUGCAUCACCCCCAUAUUGAAUUUCCAUGCCAAGACUAACUCGCCAUUUUUAAUCAAUGCAUAUCCCUUUUUUGCAUACAAGUCUAAUCCCAAACAAAUUUCUUUAGAUUUUGUGCUGUUUCAGCCAAAUCAAGGGAUUGUUGAUUCGAAAAGCAAUUUCCAUUAUGAUAACAUGUUGUUUGCUCAAAUUGAUGCUGUGCAUUCUGCAUUAGCAAGUUUAGGAUACAGUAAAUUGCCAGUUCAUAUAUCAGAAACUGGCUGGCCAUCGAAAGGGGAUGCAGAUGAAGUAGGAGCAACCCUCGAAAAUGCGAAGAAAUAUAAUGGGAAUUUGCUUAAGAUUAUUUGUCAAAGGAAGGGAACUCCAAUGAGGCCUAAUACAGAUUUCAACAUUUAUGUUUUUGCUUUGUUUAAUGAAAACAUGAAACCUGGACCAGCUUCUGAGAGGAAUUAUGGGUUGUUUAAGCCUGAUGGAACACCGGCAUAUUCGCUUGGAAUUAGUGGAACAGAUGCUGUUAGUGCUAACACCACCACCACCACUGGUGCUCCUGCGCCUCCGUCACCGGAUAGUUCUUCAACUGGGUAUUUGUCAAUUUCUGCUGCUGUAAAGGAAAGAUGUUGUAGUUGCAUAGGCCAACUGUUGUUUCCACUGCUGUUGUUGAACUACUUGGCCUUUAGACUAGCAUUUUGAACUGUGUUUUGCUUUGGAAGCCCUUGAUAAAAAAGAAUCAGCCGUUGAAGCAAAAAUGGAUGGAAAGAAGGGAUUUGGAGAGAGAAGGAGGCAGCUUCUUAGCUUAAAGGAAAGGUGAAGUUCAGUUCUAUUCCUUUUGCUUGUACACUGCAAAAUGCAAAGCAUCAUUCUUUACCAUUAUUAGUAGACUACCACCGCCAAGUGCUCAGUGAAUUCCAUUCCCAAUGAGCCUUAAUAGCUCCUCAGUUGGGCCCUUUAGCACCCACUUUUAUUGAUAUUUUCGAUUAGUUUUUACUGCCACAAAGGGCCAUCUUGUUGGUAGGAAUUUCCCGUGGACCAUUAUAUCCUGACCAGUUGGGCCCUUCACUGCCCACUUCAUUAUUGAUAAUUGGUGCGGUUGGUGGGGGUGGACAACUCAUAGGCAUGGCUGGUUAUGAGGGUUGCUUUCACUCUUUUUAGCUGGCAAUGCCUUUCAACUUUUUGUUCUCUUGUCUUUUGCAGGGGAUGUUUUCAUAUCUCUAAUAAUUUAAGUUUGCUGAUGGAGAGUUUGAUAGAUCAAGCGAGAGUGGAUUGCAUCUGUUGCUUGUGAUAGAUUACUGAUUAAUUUGCUGUAGUUGUUUCUACUUUAUUUAGUGUGAAUGAGAUUUUAUUCUCUCUCUUUUUCA
Messenger RNA from Populus trichocarpa (black cottonwood), 2097 nucleotides. RefSeq names its product glucan endo-1,3-beta-glucosidase 11. The record is from RefSeq and is a predicted model, not a curated record. The transcript is spliced from 3 exons. The coding region runs from base 203 to 1432 and encodes 409 amino acids. Gene Ontology annotation, cellular component: plasma membrane. Gene Ontology annotation, molecular function: hydrolase activity, hydrolyzing O-glycosyl compounds. Lineage: Eukaryota; Viridiplantae; Streptophyta; Magnoliopsida; Malpighiales; Salicaceae. Gene Ontology annotation, biological process: carbohydrate metabolic process.